Aspergillus bombycis is the source of this 366-nucleotide messenger RNA. RefSeq lists its product as uncharacterized. The coding region runs from base 1 to 366 and encodes 121 amino acids. NCBI's taxonomy places the organism in Eukaryota, Fungi, Ascomycota, Eurotiomycetes, Eurotiales, Aspergillaceae. The record is from RefSeq and is a predicted model, not a curated record. The transcript has a single exon.
AUGUCAUCAAUUCCCACACGAGCGCUUCUACCGCUGUAUACAACUCGUCGAAAUGGUAUUCUCCUUACUCAGAGAUUACCACGACCCUUCGCAUAUCGAGAGUUUCCAGUCCCUCUCCGAUCCUUCUCGACCCGUUUCCCUGUCGCGAACAAGCAGACCAGCUCACCAAACGUGAACUCGAAUGAACCACCUCAGUACCCGUCAUUUAAUUUUGAAUCAUUGGGAAUGAGUAAAGGAACGAAAGCAUUUGUCAUUGCAAUCCUGUGUUGCUUUGGGACCAUGGAGACCUGGUUCUGGUGCAAGGCUAUUUGGCGCUGGUGGCAGGGAAAGGCCGAAGAGGUGGGGACAGUUCAGGCAGCGAAGUAG